Molecule: messenger RNA, 2151 nt
Organism: Cladocopium goreaui
Lineage: Eukaryota; Dinophyceae; Suessiales; Symbiodiniaceae
Source: the annotation of a GenBank genome assembly
GUAUUCCCAAUUCCGAUAGAGUGCCUGAUGUGCCAAGUGCGAGUGGCAGAGUCAGACAAUUUGGAUGGCCUGACAGAAAUGCUGUACCUUCACUUCGUAAAGCUUCAAGGGAGGACCAAACAAAAACGCCGAGCGAUUGGCACAGGCUUUGACUUUGACCCAUACGCACGACGUCGUCACUUUACGAGAAUUGAGAGGAAAAUCUCUAGGAGACUGGCGGUGAAGAUCGGUGAAGACACGAACCAAAGCGUCAACGCCAACAUGAAGAAAGGAACGACUGUGCAGUCUCUGAAGAAUGUCUUAAACCGUGCAGCACGGACAAAACCCAUUCCUGAGGAGGAGGAAGAUGGUGUACUCCACCGUUGCCUGAGGACGAGGGACGUAGUGGGCCUUGGUCUGGGCGUCACAGUGGGUGCCGGUGUCUUCAUGGCAACGGGAAAGGCAUCUGAGGAAGCGGGACCUGCCGUAACCAUUGCUUUGCUCAUUGCGGGCUUCGGAUGUAGCUGCACAGGCUUGUGCUAUGCAGAGAUGGCCAAUUUGGCGCCAUCUUCUGGAAGUUCCUAUAGCUUUGUGUAUCACUCGGCGGGAGAGUUGCCUGCUUGCAUGGUGGGUUUGUGCAACAUUGUGAACGGCGUGUUGACGGGUGCUGCUGUUUCUCGUGGAUGGGAAGGAUAUCUGAGAGCUUUGUUGGCAUCCAUGGGAGUUCCGGUCCCAGACGUUUUCAACGGCCCCAAAUUCGCGAUGUUUGAGGUUUCUUUCUUCGCACCUCUACUGCUUGCUUUCGUGGUGGGCAUUAAUCUUUGCGGCACCGUGGCUGUUUCAGCGUUUAACAAUGUGGUCACAAUGGGCUCGCUGACGAUGCUGUCAAUCUACGUGUUUGGCGGUGCCUUCUUUGUGGAUGCGGAGAAUUGGUCACCCUACGUUCCAACAGGUGCCACAGGAAUUGCGCAAGCAGCAGGCUCCGUUUUCUUCUCCUACAUUGGUUUCGACGUGCUGGCCACCCUCAGUGCGGAGGCCGGCGAAGCAACGCAUAGUCGUGUGAUUCCCCUUGGGAUCGUCUUGACCUUGGUGAUCACCACAGUCCUCUACUGUUGCACCUUGCUUUUGAACGAUCCCGCGCGUGGCUACAGUCUUCACGGGAUUGGUGAAGUCUCUCGGUACACAGACAUCAGCCAAACUGCCCCGUUGGCUUCGGCCGCGGAAGACCGGGGCCUGCACUGGCUGGCGGUGCUCGUGGCCAUUGGAGCACUGGGAAAUACCUUAACCACGGUGAUUGGUUGCGUCCUAGCGCAACCGCGCUUAUGUUUCGCCAUGGCGCAGGACGGCCUUCUUCCUGCCACUCUGGUGCGUGUGAACCGCUUCGGGGCUCCAGCGCGAUCCUUGCUGAUCCUGGCUGCGCCCGCUUGUGUCUUUGCCGGCUUCUUCGAUUUCCACAAGAUCGCGGACGUGGUCUCGACCGGUGCCUUGUGCACAUUUUCCUUGGUUUGUUCUUCCCUGAUUCUCAUGCGCUGUCCCCGAGCCAUGAACACCAACCACUCCGGCGUUGCCGGCGCAUCGAACAGCAGCACCAAUGAAGAGGUGAGGAAGAAGUACGAGGCCUCGGCCGACUCCCUGCGAUGCCUUCCACACAGACUCCACGGCCUGCCGGUGAGGGUCAGCUACGGGAAAGUCAAACUGUGUAUCAUUAUCUUUGCCCUCUGCACCUUCAUCGCAGGCAUCCUUUUCCGAGUUCCAAGCAUCAACAUGUCGACCGUGUCUGGGCCAUACGUGCCACACGUUUGGACUGUGCGUGUCCUUCUUGUAUUCUUGUCCAUCUCUGCUCUCGGCGCGGUGCUGAUGAUCAGUUUACCCUUCAUCAGGAGCAAAGAGGACACCUAUACCUGGGCCGAGCAGACCAAACGAGCGCAUGGUUUCAAGUUGCCCUUGAUGCCGUUGUUUCCUCUGAUCGGAAUCGCGAUGAACGUGCUGCUGAUCUCGCAGAUGAGUCUUUUGACGCUUUUUGAAGCUCUGUUCCUACAAACCGGCGCGGCGGCCUUCUACUUUGGCUAUUCCUACUCCAGGAGUCACUUGAACCGUACUACCAAGAAGACCUGGGCCCCGGUCUUCGACAGUACGAUUCCGCCGCAAAAUCGCGAACCCGACGAUCUCUGA